UACAGUGUGAUCGUGCCCAGACUAAACUUGGUUUACAUGCACCACGUCCACACUGACCGCGAGAGAAGCGGGAGACGGAAUUUGUCGUGAUAGGACUGCAAGCGCAAAGUUUACUGUGAAUCCUGAUUUACUUUCACGGAAGAGGAGCACGUGCCACUAUCUCACAACCUCGAUUUCUUCUUUCCAAAGGUGUAUACCUCCCACCCCGCCCCACCACGGCCCUCACCUGUGUGUUGCGGUGCUUCCCUUGUGAGCCGACCUGGGCCGGCAGCCCCUUCUUGCACCGCCCGCCGACCCGGCCCAUGGUCACCAUGACGCGCUCCAAAACUUUCCAGGCGUACCUGCCCAGCUGCCACCGUACCUACAGCUGCAUCCACUGCAGAGCACACCUCGCCAACCAUGACGAGCUCAUCUCUAAGUCGUUUCAAGGAAGUCAGGGCAGAGCAUAUCUGUUCAACUCUGUGGUGAACGUGGGAUGUGGUCCUGCAGAGGAAAGGGUUCUGCUCACUGGCCUUCACGCAGUGGCAGACAUCUACUGUGAAAACUGCAAAACCACACUGGGGUGGAAAUAUAAGAGAGACAGUCACAGGUAUGGACCGACAUUAGAUGAAUAAAUGAAGUGAAUAAAUGCAGGAAUAUGAGCAGCACACAGAAGCAGAGGUGCUGUAUCCAGCCCUAGGACGAAGUGUCUCGGGAGGUAAUGACUCAGCAGAAAAUCAAACAAAGAACAUCAAGAGCUCAUGUUCCUGAAACACCAGACUGCAGUAAGGAAUGAUGGUGCUCCGAGCGGAUCGGGUUCUGUUUAUUGGCUGGUGAAAGUGCAGUCCUCAGGGAGAACCGUCUUUUUUUGGCCAAUGACCUCACAUCUGCAUCUCCCUCUUCGUCCAGCAGCAGUGCUUUUAUGUAACGUUUACUCUCAACAUAAGACUGUGGGCAAAAGCAAAGCAAACCUUAAAGGGAUAGUUCACCCAAAAAUACGAAUAUCUUUCUACAGUGGAACACAAAAGGAGAAAUUCCAAGCUUUUCCAUACAAUGAAAGUGGCCUGUCCAACAACAUUUUCAGUGAAUACCAACUUAAAUUUCAGCGUGUUUCUCUGAAAAGCUGUCAUAUUAAGAAGACUUGGAAUAACAUUUGAGAGACAUUUCGAGUUUGUCAGCCCCAAUCCCCAUCCACUUUUAUUAUAUGGAACUGAGCAGCAUGGACAUUCUUCAAAACGUCUCGUUUUGCCUUUUUUUGUGUUGAUCAGUAUGAUGGUGCAUAAAUAAUUACAGAAUAUGCUUUUUGGGUGAACUAUCCCUUUAAAAUGCCAAAGCUUGGCAUAGUCUGAUAUUUUUAUGGUAGGUUGACUGUUUUGAGUGUCGCCACCCUUCCUAUUUAACAGAGACGACAUUCACAAGCAUCUUUCCAUAAGCAAUCCUUUCUCCUCGGUUCGGUGUUCAGCCUUCGUGGUGAAGGCAAGGCUCGCUGUAACCUGAUGGAGUGUGAGCUGCAGAGGCUAAAAAUAGCAGAGCUGUUCAGUGAGUCAAAACUCUGCAGCAGGGACUGACUCAGACAGACUCGCACAGACUGGUGCAUUGACACAGUGAACAGAGAAAGCACAAGAGAUUCAAGAGUGACAUGAGACAAGCAUGUGGCAUAUUGCAGUUACACUAAUGCACUGUGAUCUGAUUGUGGCCUUUCAACAGGAUUUGAUCUUGAACCUAAGAGAUACGCUAGUGUUAUAUUUCAUUUCAAUAACAUCGAUUAGUGAAUCUCAAAUUUCACUUCAAGUCAAAUCUGGGUCUUGAAGCAAAACCAGUGUCCGGUACACCACACAGGCUACUUCACUGAAGUCUGUUGUAAACAAGCUCACUGGGAGGCAUAGAAUUAAACUGGGCCGAACUAUAUUUUCCCUGUGGAUUAGGGAUUGUGGUAAUCUCUGCAUUUGUUUAAGAUUAUACAGAUUGCUUUAUUCCUGUGGUCUACAUUGAGGGCCGUUGAGAGUGUAUGUGUAGAGCUGCGAUAUUAUGGAGUCAGAACGCUUUUAUAUCUCACAUUUAAAGAUUUAUAUACAGAUUAUUAAACACUAUUCAACUAUUAAACACAAAAUUCAGUUUGUUGCACAAUGGAUGUAAUCAUUAUAUAUUAUGUCAGUGUGCCGACUGAGGCUGUGAGCCACGAUUGCUUAAAAACUGAUUCCUAUCCUUCCCUUGUUCAUAACACUCAGGCAUUCUAGAAAAGAAAGAUUUAAACACUUAGUAAAGUGGAAAGAUUUGAAACACCUGUUGAGAAUUUAUUACAAUACGUAAUAACGCACUACCAAUACUGUCCAAUAGAUAGCAUGAUUUCCUCAAAAUGUGUCAUUAUGUCUCAGUGUUAUCAGUAUAUGCACAAUAAAUGUAUAUAUUGUACCUGAGAGAAAACGUAUUGUUUUGAAAGAGGUAAAAUGAUUUUUUUUUUAAAUUUUCAUUAAAGAAACUGUUGUAUUUAUUUCAAAUGAUUAUCAAAAGGCAGUGAUUAUUUAGGAAAGGCUGCAUGUGUCAGUAAUUUUGUAGACAGCAACUUGAAUAAACCAUGCAAGACAACAUCUACAGUCUGUAUCUGUCUGACAGACCAUUAGGACAGCAAAUUACUGCAGUCAUUACCUUGUUGGGAUGCAGGAGCAUAAAUUUCCUUUUACUUUUAAGAGCAUCUGCCAAAUGUUUUGAAUGCAAAGACCAUUAUGUUUGGAAGCUACUGUAAACAUGAACAGGAAAUAAUUGAUCAAAUUUGAAAAAAGAACAGGUGACUACAGCACUGAUGUUAUUAUUAUUAUUGUAGAGACCAGGCCUAGUUCUGCAUUCAAAUACAAGUGUUAAAUAAAGAUUAACUGGUUACAUUUUGAGAGUGUUCUAAGAUGCCUCAUUAUGAUCAAAUUUUGGGAUUUGAAUUACACGUUUGUAAUCUUAGUUAAGAUCAAUUUCAGUUUGGUUGAGCCAUCAAUCAUAUCUGGUUCAUGCAUGCUAUAUGUUUUGUUUUUCAGUGUGUUAAUACAUAAUUAUUCUUAUUUGAGCACACAGCCAAUAAGGAAAGCAGAAUCAUUAGGAAAGAUGCAGUCUAUCAUGACUCUUUUCAUUCAAUUUAUAUUGAUCUGUCCUCUCACCUCCAUCUAUGCUCAUUUGACCAUUCAUGUUUAAAUGAAUUAAUAAUUAAAAUCCUGCACGUAAAUUGUGACACGGAUGUUUCAUUAGAAAUAGAAAUACAUUUAUAAUGAACUUAUAUU
Molecule: messenger RNA, 3242 nt
Organism: Onychostoma macrolepis
Lineage: Eukaryota; Metazoa; Chordata; Actinopteri; Cypriniformes; Cyprinidae
Gene: ypel2b
Product: yippee-like 2b
Exons: 5
Coding region: 303-614 (103 amino acids)
Source: RefSeq, a predicted model, not a curated record